CUUGUUGUCUUGUCAGUGUUAGUGUGUCAGCAGGUUCCGGUGAUUAAGACAUCAAUGAAGGCACGCACGGUGGGAAGCUGCUGGGAAUGGUCUUAGGAGACAGACUGUAAAGAAAACGUCAACAGCGGGCUAAAUCCUGAACCGAGUGCAUCAGCCGUUUUGUACAAACUGAAGAUACCUUAUUAAAAUGAGUGGAGCUGCUCUAGGAAUUGAGAUUGUAUUUGUCUUUUUUCUGGCUUUAUUUCUUCUUCACCGAUAUGGAGAUUUUAAAAAACAGCACAGACUCGUAAUAGUGGCAACUCUUUUAGCCUGGUAUCUCUGCUUCUUGAUAGUCUUUAUCAUACCUCUGGAUGUUAGUACGACUAUAUAUAAUCGCUGUCUUGCUAGAAAUGCAGUUCCGCCAGUCACUGUCAACACAAGUCUCUUUUCCACCACUACGACAGCAGCCACAAUAGACAAUGUUUCUGGACUUCAACUUGAAAAGAAUGCAGACAGCAGUGAUAGUCCCUCGCCUCAGUGUUAUAAGCCAUGGAGCUAUAUCCCCAAGGGUAUCAUGCCAAUAUUCUGGCGGGUCGUCUACUGGACAUCUCAAUUUCUUACUUGGAUUCUCCUCCCAUUCAUGCAGUCCUAUGCUCGAUCUGGUGGAUUUUCCAUUACCGGGAAAAUUAAAACUGCCCUGAUUGAGAAUGCCAUUUAUUAUGGCACCUACUUGUGCAUUUUUACAGCGCUUCUCAUCUAUGUCGCAGUGAACCCGAAAUUUCACCUGGAGUGGUACCAACUCCAAACCAUUGGGAUUGCUGCUGCCAAUACAUGGGGUCUCUUUCUCCUUGUUUUGUUGAUGGGUUAUGGUUUGGUGGAAAUCCCUCGUUCUCAUUGGAAUGGAGCCAAGAAAGGUUACCCCUUGAUGAAAACCUAUUUUAAGGCAGCCAAACUAAUGACAGAGAAAGCAGACGCCGAGGAGAACCUAGAAGAUGUGAUGGAGGAAGUCCGGAAAGUGAAUGAAUGCAUUAAAUAUAAUCACCCAUUACGGAAAUGUGUAGACACAAUUUUAAAAAAGUGUCCUACAGAGUACCAGGAGAAAAUGGGUAGAAACAUGGAUGACUAUGAAGACUUUGAAGAAAAGAAUAUAAGUUAUCCUAGUGAGAAAACACUAGUAAAACUUCACAAACAGGUUAUCUACUCUGUGCAGAGACAUCAUCGAACGCAGGUGCAAUGGCGAAUCCUUCUGGAGCAGGCCUUCUUUCUGGAAGAUGUUGCUAAAAAUGAGACAAGUGCAACAAAACAAUUUGUUCGUACAUUCCCCCCCCAAGAGCCAGAAGGUUGGAUCACCCGUCAUUUCUACACUCCUACAGUUGAGUGGUACUGGGAGUGCCUGCUUCGACCCUGGUGUUCUCGAAUCCUGGCUGUGAUCUUGGCAAUGGUUUCAACUGUGGUUGUGUGGUCAGAGUGCACUUUCUUCAGCACUAAGCCUGUCUUGUCUCUCUUUGCUGUAUUUAUACAGCAGGCAGAAAGCACAUACAAUUAUAUUUAUAUUGAGGUGGCCUGCUUCCUCACCAUAUUCUUUUUGAGCAUCUGUGUUUAUUCAACAGUCUUCAGAAUUCGUGUAUUUAAUUAUUAUUAUUUAGCGUCUCACCAUCAAACUGAUGCAUACAGUCUUCUGUUCAGUGGCAUGCUGUUCUGCCGUUUGACCCCUCCGUUAUGUCUCAACUUUUUGGGGCUAACCCACAUGGAUGUAUCCAUCGCUCAUCAGAACACUGAGCCAACUGCUUACACAUCCAUAAUGGGUUCUUUACGAGUCCUGCCUCUUAUUGCCGAUGUCUUCUACAUCUAUUAUCCUAUGCUGGUCGUUAUUCUCUGUAUUGCAACUUACUUUAGUUUGGGGACGCGCUGCUUGAACUUGCUUGGCUUCCAGCAGUUUAUCGGUGAUAAUGAUAUGACCUCUGACCUAACCGAUGAAGGCAAAGAGUUGAUUCGAAGAGAGAAAAGAAAACGUCAGAGAUUAGAAGAUGGUGAAACCCGCAGGAGGGAGUGGAAAGAGAAGUACUCUAACAACAGAGAAGACAACAGCCGAACUAGAAAUAUACAUUCGGAUCAGGCGGAGCCAAGUUACACAGAAAUGACCACAAGCAGAACAUCAAAAUACACGAGGUCAAACAGGACGGAGAGGGAUCGAAUAGAGCUGCUGCAAGACGCAGAACCCUUGGAUUUUAAUGCAGAAGCAUUUAAAGAUGAUCCACUUGAAUCGUCAGAAUCGGGGAGGUACCAACCAGCUGGAAGAUACUUGUCCAUGUCCAAAUCAAACAGCAGAAUAUUUGACGAUGUAUAACAGGAACACAUCCGAGAUAUGUAAAGCUACAGAACCCGUCAACAAAUAUUACCUAGGUCAUAGAAAUAAACACAAACUCGUGGUUUUCUUGUGGAGGAAAUCAAUAUUUGCUCUUUUUGUACACUGAUAAGUGGCCUAUGUCGUUUUUGUUCUCAACUGUACUUUGUUUGCACAUUUAAUGGCAAUAUGCCUACCAACCAAUGUAAACCAUACAUGUGGGUACAGCAAAUCCUAUUCUAGAAGUAAUAUGCGAGUAUAGUUUCAAUUUUGGACCUAGAGCUUAGAAAUACUGUAAAGUAGCAUGCAGGUACUUUUAGCAGGAAAACAAGCUUAGUGGCAAAGCCUGCACGGGAAACACAGACUCUGAAAUACAAAUCAAACAGAAUUACUUUAACUGUAAAUACAAAAUGCUGUUCUUCUUGAGAUGCUGAGUUGCUGAGCUUUUUUAUUGGUUUUCUGUACAGCCUUUGUAAUUCAUAAUGCAUGCUUUCCAAUUGCAGUUUGUAGCAGAGCGUGGAAUUGCAGGAAAACAAUGAGGGUUUGCAUUCAAAAAGAAACUUUCGUGCUAUUAACAUUUAUAUAAAGUGUUUUUGAUUGUACAGUAUAUAUCUCCUCUAUCUCACAUCACAUCAUCCUAUAGAAAGGCAGAAGCAUCACAUUGUAUGCACAUUGUCUGCAUAAUUUGUGCUUUCAUUGGGAGAUUGUAGAGUGCAGCUCACACUGACUGCAAUACUCAAGUGUGCAAAUACAAUUGUAAAAAAACAAAAAGAAAAGGCCAUCGCUUGCUACUCAGUUCAGCUGUCAGAUUUAGGUUCAUUUUGUAUUCUCUUGUGCUUGACAUCUGACAAGCUAAAAUACCAAUAGUGCUUAAUGUAUACAUAUAUAACAUUAUGUAUGAUGACUACAGUAGAAAAUGCCAACACUAAAAACUUGACAAUUCCUCACAAUUUAGAAUUUCUUAAAUGCAAAUUGGUUGGGAAAGGUUGAUACGAUUUAUUUUUGGCAAACUUAUAUAACUCAUAUGAUUCUUUGUCAGCUUAAGGUGUUCUGCUACCUGAGAUAGUAGUAUUUUCUAUCUCUGUUAGCCAGUUGAAAAAAAGGAAAAUCUAAUGAUCAUUCCAUGUGAUGAUUUUUUCAAGGCUAUUCCUAGGUCAAACUUGUACAACUGGACUCAUCACCAUGGGAACCAAUGAAUGCUGAAUGCAUCACUUUUAGAACUUUGUCUCCACACUUGCUUUUUGUGCAGGAAUCGCACAGAACGGCAUUUAAUCCACA
Messenger RNA from Pelobates fuscus (common spadefoot toad), 3601 nucleotides. RefSeq names its product LMBR1 domain containing 2 (gene LMBRD2). The coding region runs from base 188 to 2326 and encodes 712 amino acids. Gene Ontology annotation, cellular component: membrane. The record is from RefSeq and is a predicted model, not a curated record. Gene Ontology annotation, biological process: adrenergic receptor signaling pathway. The transcript is spliced from 18 exons. NCBI's taxonomy places the organism in Eukaryota, Metazoa, Chordata, Amphibia, Anura, Pelobatidae.